Messenger RNA from Hypanus sabinus (Atlantic stingray), 3641 nucleotides. RefSeq names its product somatostatin receptor type 5-like. Gene Ontology annotation, cellular component: neuron projection; membrane. The transcript has 4 exons. The record is from RefSeq and is a predicted model, not a curated record. The coding region runs from base 324 to 1508 and encodes 394 amino acids. Gene Ontology annotation, biological process: neuropeptide signaling pathway. Gene Ontology annotation, molecular function: neuropeptide binding; somatostatin receptor activity. Lineage: Eukaryota; Metazoa; Chordata; Chondrichthyes; Myliobatiformes; Dasyatidae.
UGUUGGUAUUGAUCUGCCGAUGAUUCGGGGUUAUUAUCAGUGAGCAUGUCCUUCUGCAGCUGGGAUUGUGCCAGUCAGUGCCACGGACAGCUUGAUGUGUCCGGCAGACCACCGGGUUCAUGACCUUCCAGCUGCACCUGAUGUCCGUGGAUCGGAGAGUCCUCUCUCACACUGCUGCUUGGGAUGAACCGGUCCCUGCAGCUUCCUCUUCGCAAACCCACAGUCCGCAAGGAGGGGCAGCCUGGAGGUGUGGUGGUUAGCGUAAAACUAUUACCUGACUUCAAGCCCAAUGUUGCAGGAAUCCUCAACAUCUGCAGUAGGAAAUGGAGAAACCUUUACCAUAUCUGGCCACAGCAGCACCUUCCGAAGAAUUCAACAUUCCCACGCCGUGGAUCGAAAAUAUAUCCGAGAACAGCACCGCGCAACCCACGGCCAGUCCCAGUGGAAGUGCCAUCCUGAUUCCCGUCAUCUACUUCACUGUCUGCGUAAUUGGUCUGGGCGGCAACACACUUGUUAUCCACGUUAUCCUGCAUUAUGCCAAGAUGGAGUCGGUCACCAACAUCUACAUCCUGAACCUCGCCAUCGCUGAUGAGCUGUUCAUGCUUGGCCUCCCCUUCCUUGCCAUUCAGAAUGCCUUGUCCUACUGGCCCUUUGGCUCACUGAUGUGCCGACUGGUGAUGACAGUGGAUGGCAUCAACCAAUUUACCAGCAUCUUCUGCCUGACUGUCAUGAGCAUCGACAGAUACCUGGCCGUGGUCCACCCAGUGAAGUCCAUCAAGUGGCGCAAGCCUCAGGUGGCCAAGGUCAUCAAUGUCAUGGUCUGGGCCAUUUCCUUUGUGGUGGUCCUCCCGGUCAUCAUCUUCUCCAGCGUGAAGAUCGGCAUGCACACCUGUAACAUUAACUGGCCGGAGCCCAUCAUGGUCUGGUCAACGGCCUUCAUCAUUUACACAGCCACCCUGGGCUUCUUUGGACCCUUGCUGGUGAUCUGCCUCUGUUAUCUCCUCAUCGUGAUCAAGCUAAAGUCCUCAGGCCGGAAGGUGAGGGCCACCUCCACCAAGAGGAAGAAGUCAGAGAGGAAGGUAACUUGGAUGGUGGUCAUCGUGGUGGCUGUGUUUGUCUUCUGCUGGCUGCCCUUCUACGUCAUGAACAUUGUCAAUCUGGUGUCCACCAUGCCCUCAGAGCCAUCACUGGUCGGCCUCUACUUCUUCGUGGUGCUCCUGUCCUACACCAACAGUUGUGCCAACCCCUUCAUCUAUAGCUUCCUCUCGGACAACUUCAAGCAGGGCUUCCGCAAGAUCCUCUGCCGCACCACCAGACGAGUGGACGACAAGAAUGUGGGCAGCAAGGCCACGGGCAGCAGCUACGUGGAGAUGUGCCACGUCAACAAUAUUGCGCAGGGGGCACAAGCCCAAGUGGGUUUUUCGGAGAGGAGCCCAGAGCAGCAAAUGCCCGGGGAAGUCCUGCCCAACAGUGUCAAAAGCGGGCCACUGGAGAUCAGUGACUUGUAACUUGCCAGGAUCGAAAGACUCUCUGUUUCUUUCCACUCCCCUCCUGUGAUGAACAGACCCUUCCACCUUGGGAUUGGACCACCCAGUGUAGGAAAGGUUCUGGGCCAAUUUAGCUGAACUUCUUCCAGGUGGAAGACGGGAUGGUCAGAACCCUUCGUCCACUGGGGGCAACGUUCUACAAUCUCGCACCAUUUUGAGGACGAGGUGGACUGAGAGGUGGGGUCCAGUGGCACAGACAGUUGCUUUCCCAACCCCAAAACCAAACAUGCCAAGUUCCACCAACGUACACCUCACUGGUCAAGGUGAAAGUGGGAAAUGGUUCUUCAAGGAAAACAUAACAGUGAGAUAUCUUUGACAGGACGUAAAAGCCAAUGAAAAUGUGCAAUGUUCUACCACCUUUAAGACCCUGGAUGCAAGUACAAUGCAAGUCGUACUUCGUGAUACACAAGGAGUGUAUUGAUCCUCACCUUGUGAAGGAACACGUGAAGAACUUGGAGCCUAUCACUAGCAGGGGGAUCGGAUCUGACGUCUAAGUCGAUGCUGUGAUUUGUUGCCGUCACAACCAGACACCUGGACAUUUGUACCGUUUGCAGUGACGUUUUUGUGUACUGUAUCACAGAUAGUUUCUGUAACUGUACUGCAUUCCAUGUUCACCCAGAUACAUGUGCCUGUACUGGCAGGUGCCUGUACUGAGUCCCUGGUGCCCUUGCCUGUACUUCAAGGAGCCUGUCUAUGGUGUUUGACUCCUGUGCCUGAACUGCCUGGUCACUGUACUGUGCUGACAGUUGUACUCCUGGGUGCCUGAACUCUGCUACUAGGUGCCUGUAGCUGUACUGUCAUACUCCUGUACCUCCAUUGCCUGGCUGUUACGCUGUACUGCCUAAUACCCUUUUGUCUAUUGUUGGGUGUCUUUCUGUUACCUGUAAAAGCUGGACCAGCACAGCCUAGUGUCUACACCUGUAGUAUCUUGACUGUACCUGUAUUGACCACAUCAGUGCCUGUUCGGCCAGCCGCCUGUACAACCUGCUGCCUGUACUGUUUGGUGCCUGUACCUCUGAUGCACAGAGCCUAUACCUGAUACAUGACAGUUUGUUUCAUCGCUGUUAUUGUUGGCUUCAUUAUUUCCCAUUGAUUAAACUUUUCAAAUCUUGUGUGAAGUAUCAGUGCUUUACAAGGCCAGAUUGAAAACUCUGACGUUUAAAGUGCGUCCAAGGCUUCCACACUAACCUAACCAUUGAGUAAGCAUAACCCAAGGAAGCCACAAGGUCAACUUACCCCUCUCUGUCCUUGACCAUAAGACCAUAAGACGUAGGAGCAGACAGUCCAUUCAGCCCAUUGAGUCUAUUCCAUCCUGGCUGUUUUUUUAUCCCUCUCAGUCCCAGUGUUCUGUCUUCUCCCCAUAACCUUUGACACCCUUACUAAUCAGGAACCUAUCAAUCCCUGCUUUAAAUAACCUUAUGAUUUGUCCUAUAACAAUGAAUUCCACAGAUUCACCACCCUCUGGCUAAAGAAAUUCCUCCUCAUUCCUGUGAGUAUAGACUCACAUGUACACACACGUGUGCACACCCACACAAAAAUCACUAAAAGAACAAACAGGAGAGAAUCUGCAGAUGCUGGAAAUCCAAAAGCAACACACACAGAAUGCUGGAGGAACUCAGCCAGCCAGGCAGCAUCUAUGAAAAAGAGUACAGUUGAUGUUUUGGGCCGAGACCCUUCAGCAGGACUGGAGAAAAAAAGCUGAGGAGUAGAUUUAAAAGGUGGGGGUGGAGGGGAGAGAGGUGAUAGGUGAAACUUGGAGGGGGAGGGAUGAAGUAUGAAUAAGGUAUGUUUCAAAUCUCUCUCUUUCAUUGACUACUGCAGAUUUCAACACGUUUUCCUGUUAACCCAAGCACAACUGAACAACACUAGUGGCAGCAAUAAGAUGGGGGUUAUUUCUUGUUGCUGUCUGUAAGAAGUUUGUAUAUUCUCUAAUGACCAUAUGCGCUUCUUCCAAGUGCUCCGGUUUCUUCCCACAUUCCAAAGACACAUGGGUUAAGGUUUGUAAGUUGUGGGCAUCCUGUCUUAGUGCUGGAAGCAUGGCGAUACUUGUGGGUUUCCCCUCAUUAUAUUUGGUCUGUGCUGGUUAUUGAUGAA